ACCUGUUUAGUUGGUUGGGUGACGUUCCUCUGUUGUGAUUUGUCGUGUUUAGUUAAUUUAUUGUGAUAACGCAAUUAUUUUGUGAAACAAACCGAGUGCGAAAUAUGAUUACAAGCGGAACUGACAUUGGAUAACUGCAGUGAUCAAAGUUGAGUGCGUUGAUUGAUAUUGGAAAUGCGUGUGUGUUAUUAAACUACAUGUUUUGUUGUACAGAAAAUAGUGUUGAGAAAUGGGUGACAGGUUAAAACAUCCUUUUAAAGUGAAAAACGGAGCUUUAUGAUGGAUUGCUUACCGGAAUUUUCGCCUCUCAGUCCCGGGCUGAUAGACGAGCUGGAGGCGUUCAUGGGCCCUGCCAGCGAGGGUUGUUACCUGCAGCCCAUCGAUGUUCGUCGGGUUGGGGGCCAUCAACUCCCAGAAAGUCCACCAGACUCCAGCUCAGAGAACCCUUACAGUCCAGAGACCCAGGUGUCCCACACCCUCGCGGUCUCGCAGACAAUCCUGGGCGCAGACUACAUGCUCGUCCCGGAGCACAUCAACCUGCACGAGGUCUUGCAACAUAACGGGGAGUAUAUUUACGAGGAGAUCAAGGAUAACCUGGAGCCAGAGGCGCUGAGAACCCCGAGCGAUGUGCUGGUGUUGCCAGAUGAGAUCAUUCGGAACAGGGAUGUGGGGAUGCCAGACUACCAAAAUAGGUACAUGAGGGUGGACAUGCCGGAGCAAGGUCUGAUGACUCCGCAGCUGGUCGGUGCGGACGUGGGCUCGGUAUAUACCAACUUGCCGGAGCCUGGCUCCAAGAAGAGGAAGCUGUCGCAGGAUGUCAACCAGGUCAAAUGUGAACCAGCGGCCCUGUCACCAGAAACAGCGACAGUACGGCCUCCGCCUUCCGUAGACGGCUCGGAGGCUGGUGAUGACGCCCCCCUGCAGUGCAUCCGGUUCUCCAGCUUUCAGCAAAAUACCUGGCACUCACUCUUUGAUGCCAACUUGAAACCCAUUCCGACACCCACGUACGUGGUGGGUGCUGAUAAAGGAUUCAACUUCUCCCAAAUAGACGAGGCAUUCGUCUGCCAGAAGAAGAACCAUUUCCAAGUGACCUGCCAGAUACAGGUGCACGGGGAGCCGGAGUACGUUAAGACAGCAGACGGCUACAAGAAGAUACACAACUUCUGUUUGCAUUUCUACGGUGUUAAGGCAGAAGAUCCCUGUCAAGAGGUUCGAAUAGAGCAGAGUCAGUCUGACAGAACAAAGAAACCUUUCCACCCCGUCCCGGUUGACAUGCGGCGCGAGGGUACGAAGAUCACGGUGGGCCGUUUGCACUUUGCGGAGACUACUAACAACAACAUGAGGAAGAAGGGCCGCCCCAACCCUGACCAGAGGCACUUCCAGUUGGUGGUGGCACUCAAGGCACACGUGCAGCACUCUCAGAGGGUGCACUGCAUCGUGGCUGCGAGCGCGAGUGACAGGAUCAUUGUAAGGGCAUCGAACCCGGGCCAGUUCGAGAGUGACUGCAGCGAGGGCUGGUGGCAGCGCGGCGUCUCCGAGAACAGCGUGCACUUCUCGGGCCGCGUCGGCAUCAACACCGACCGUCCGGACGAGUCUUGUGUUAUCAACGGCAACCUGAAAGUGAUGGGCCACAUAGUCCAUCCGUCUGACGCGAGAGCCAAGCACAACAUCGAGGAACUGGACACGGCGCAGCAACUCAAGAACGUCCAGAGCAUCAGGGUGGUCAAAUUCAACUACGACCCGUCAUUCGCGGAGCACUCUGGCCUGGUGGGAUGGGACCGGCGUUCUUCGUCUCGCGACACUGGUGUACUAGCUCAGGAGGUUCGCCGAGUGAUCCCCGACGCUGUCAAGGAGGCGGGAGACGUCGCCUUGCCCAACGGAGACACCAUACCCAAGUUCCUCGUAGUUAACAAGGAUCGAAUCUUCAUGGAGAACCUGGGUGCUGUGAAGGAGCUCUGCAAAGUGACGGGACACCUGGAGUCCCGCAUUGAUCAGCUGGAGAAGGUCAACCGUAGACUGUGCAAGAUUGGUGCGCUGCAGCGACGAGACAGCGCAAGGUCUUGUGGCAGCAGUGAUUCUCGUCUGUCAGGCGUGUCGACAUCAUCGAAGUCUCUGUACAGCGACGGCAACAUCUCUAUUGAGCAAAUCCGCGACAUCGCACGAAGCAUACGCCGUCACGAAUGUUGCCACAAACUCAGCCACAACUCACCCAAGUACACCCGCAAGCAGUGUAAGAACUGCCACGCCUCCAAAUACGGGAAAUAUUACAAUUACAACAAAACCAGCGUUCGCUACCAUUCGAAGGGUUUAGAAAAACCAGAGUUACCCACUUAUGUUGGCACUUUAGAGUCAGAUGUACAUAAAGUUGAAAGUCCUGUGCCUUCGACGAAAAAAGAUGGCUUGUGGUUGAGGGAUGAGGAAAACUUUGGAUACGGCAAUGUCAACACUAUGGCGUUCUGCUGUCGGAAGAGUGGAUACGAAGGAAAUGAACUGGUGUCGAAUAAAUUUUUACAAGUUGUCAUCACGAUUCUGAUCUUCAUUAUGGCCGUUUGUCUGGUCGUGAUGUCGGCUCUGUACUUCCGGGAGCAUCAGGAACUGCUAACCAUGAAGGAGAUCCGGAUGCACGAGAAGUUCUCCGCCUACCCUCACUUUGGUAAACUAAACGCGAACGCGCCGCAUCGCGCCACGCCUCCUGACCUCAACCAAAUACAUAAUUCAAAACCUCAACACACAGGAACAAAGAAGACAAACAGAGAGAAAGUGCCCCACAAAAGCCCGGAGUACACGUCACUCGAGCCGCCUCUCCCCUCACCGACCACUAUACACGCCUCUAGAAACUAUGUUAAGAAUAUUCUACACAUGGAGCAAAGUACCGCCGCCCCGCGCUGGCAAGGUCCGAUGUUUGUGAGCCGGGUUGCUGACGUCAUCGGGUCUGGUUGCACCUUCACUAUCAACACUGACAACGAACUCGACGCCGAGUGUCAGUCAUCCUGUGGCUUGGAUUCGCCUCAGACUUACGAGAACCAGGAACCCCUUGAGCGUACAAAGCCGGAGAAAGAACUGAAUGAGACCUUCGUCAGACCCCUGGAACCGGCUGUCAGAGAUAAAAUCCAGAUCCCCAUCGAACGGAACCAUUCAGAGAGCAAAGACAAAGACUUCAAAAAGGAGAUGAAAGAAGAGAUCAUCGCGGAGUCGAACUUCUUGGAGAACAAGAAUGUGAGCGAAGUUCGUUUGAGGAGGGAGGUGGGGGAAGAUAAUCCCCUGAUGAAGACAAGUUCUGAAGAGAUGACUCUUGAGAGAUCGGAGGAGAAUGCUCCAGAGUGUGACGUAAUAUCAGUGGGCGUGUCCAGUAAGUCUGCGUCGAACGUGACGCUGUUCUCGGAGGCGGUGUGUGCGAGCGGGACGCACAACUUCUCCUACUCCGUCCCGCUCUCGCACUGCUUGCAGCACAAACACGUCGACCUGACCUUCCGAUCAUCAAAACUCCGCGAGUUUCGUCUGUGUGACCUGCAGUGCAAGUACGACACGGCAAAGAACUGCCAGUUGAACCGCGAUAUCGCGCGACCCGUGCCUGGAGACGGAGGCUGGAACUCCCGGAUCAGUCUGGAGUGUAACCUGGACCGGCGCUUGAGGCUGCGUGCCCACUAUGAGACCACUAAGGAGCUGUGUUACCUGAACGUGGACAGUAAAAAUCAGUUUAUUGAGUUCAACAUUCACAUCUACAGAGAUUGCCAUAACUAAACAUAUCAUUUUAUCAAGUCUAGGAGCAAUGUAUUCUUUAUUUAUUAUAUAUGACGGUAGGAUUUAUAUUAUAUCAUGUGGUAGGAGAUGAUAUAAGUGUAUUUAUAUCGUACGGUAGGAGUUAUUUUAAAAUAUUUAUUCAUUCCAAGUGCAAUUAGUAUUGUAUCCGUCCUUAUUCAUCGAAUAUUUACUUAGUACCUAAUGGUGAAGAUUUAAUAUUGAAAUAAGAAGUAAGUAAUAUACUUCCUUUUCAUUAAUAUUUUGAUUUAUAUUUAUAUAAUUAUUGUAUUUUAUACUUGUUUUCAACCAUCAGUGUUACGCAGUAAAAGCUUGUUGACAUUUUUGUUUAUGUGUGUAUUUAUUAUCUAUACAGCUUGUUUCAAGCGUAAUGAAUCCUACUCCUCUAGAAAAUUUGGGGUAAAAAUAUGAUUUUUUUUUUUGUACCUGUAUAAGAUUUUAUUUACAUUAUUAAUAAACACCUAGGUUACUCUUUGUUUUUAUUUUUGUAUUGUAAAUAUUUAAGUAUUUUUUGUAAAGAGUUUAUGUUGUAAACUCUAGAGCGCUUGGUUUAGAUGAAAUCGACGCGGAUUUGUAUUUGAAGAAAUAGUUUAAUUUUACAUAAUGUAUCUCAUUUUUUAUAUUAUUAUUAUCUAAUAUCUCUCCCGGACCGCUAGAUAUAAUCUUAAAGUUCAGAUUGCUACUUUCUUGACAUAUUGUGUGUCGCUCACACUAUGACACUCAGGUGCAUAGGUGCAUGCAUACUAUUCUAAUAUAAAAUACAAAUAAUAGAUAUUAGUAUUUUAUAUUCAAAAUAUCCUUCUACUUCAUCUUUUGUUUCUUUAUUCUUAAUUCAAAUUUUAUUCAUUUAUGUUCUACUUUUAUCCUCGAUAAGCUCGCACGCUCUAUAAUAUAUCGUUGUAAACUCUUCGAUCCAGUGCUUCUCAGGUUCCCCUUACAUCACACAGUAUUUUUCUCAGUAUUGAUGAUGAAAUUGUCAAUAUCUAUCAGUAUUGAAUGUUUCAGACUGUUUUAUUUCUGUGUUUAUAAAAAAUAUCGCGAUGACUUGCAGCAUUCGUACGGAUAUGCUAUAAAUAAAGGUUUUUGUUUAAAUCUGCUUAGGGGUGAUAGAAAAUGCUUUUAUUAAUCGCCUGCAUUAGAAAAUUAAAAAUGCUCAACCACUUUAACUACUGUAUAACUUUGAACUAUUAUUAAUUUUAUUCUAAGUAAUAUUUUACGUUACAACAGCAGCCUCGAUAGAUUAUCUAAAUAUUAUAAGUCAUCUGAAGUAUUAAUUCCUCUAAGAUUUUUUAAUCUACAUGCAAAAUGCACCUUAAACCCAGUUAGGGGUUAUGUACGUGUCCUCGAGCGAAGAAUUGAUUCUGGCUGAACUCGGCAACUUAUAACUCUGCUUCAACUAAUUUGACAGUGGUUUCGCCUCUGCAUGAGGCAUCCUCAGGAGAUGUUGACUCGCCAAACUCUGGAACGAGAGGGUCACUCUCAUGAUUACCUAUUGUAUGACUUAAUAUAAUAGUUGAAUUAAUUAUUACAUAUUAUCAUUUAUGUUGAAAAUCAUACGUUAUCGCUAAUUUAAAAUUAUCGCCAAAGCUAGAGAUUCUCUUACGAGCUUUAAUCGCUAAUAAUUCAUAAAAUAACUGUUUUUGCCUCGAGUUUUGAUGAUAUCUUACUUAGAAUCUUAUAUGCGCAUAGUUAAACGUUCGACAUACACACGCUCUAAAUUUAAAUGUCGUAAACUCUUCGAUCGUUAAGAAUACUCAGUAUUUUUAUCUCGUUUAACAAUGCAAGUAUUCUAGAAUUACAUUUUAGAAUUUUAUCAAUAUUAGGAAGAUUUUUAUACUCUUCUAAUAUCUAGUCUCACAGUAGAAAAUUUAGGACAUCUUCUGCAUCACACGUCGCACUACGGUCGUUAUCCUUAAAAUAUCUGAAGAAAUUCUUGCGCAAUGCUCUUAAGGAGGGACUGUUUUUAAACAGCUGCGGAUGCUCUAAGCUACAGUAUCACGGCACGUCAGUACGUCCUGCAGUAGUUGAUGGUCUAGGCUGUUGGGAUUGGGAGGCUCCUUUGCACAGGAUGCCGGCUAGAUUAUGGUUACCACAACGGGGCCUAUUUAACGACUUAAUAUCUUACGUCUCAAGGUGACGAGCGCAAUUGUAGUGCCGCUCAUAAUUUUUGGGUGUUUCAAGAAUCCUGAGCGGCACUGCAUUGUAAUGGGCAAGGCGUAUCAAUUACCAUCAGCUGAACGUCCUGCUCGUCUCGUCCUUUAUAUUCAUUAAAAAAAACCUGGCUCCCAGAAACUGAUAAUACGUCAAAGUUGACUUGAGAUCGGAGUAAUCUCCCGUUCUACGCUCCGCGUCACUAUACAUUUAGGAAUUAUCGGGUUAUGAUGACCGUUCAUUAUAUUGUAGUAUUAACGUGCUGAUUUUCAAUUUACUACCGAAAUAAACAUUGACCAAAGUGAAAAGAAACAUAUAUAAAUCAAUAUGUGUAAACAAUACCCUCACUUCUGGGAUUAUUACUCAAAUAAAAUUUGAAAACAGAAUUUAUGAACGAUAUGGGACUCGAACCCACGACCUCUCGCGUUCCGUGCGGGCGCUCUUCCAAUUGAAACAAAAAUCUGUUGAUUUGAUAUUAUAUACAUACAAAGACACGACUUCCAAAUGAUUAAUGGCGUAAUUAAUGUAAGUAAAAAAAACAGCUUAUUUUCAAUUAUGUUUUAUUGGUGAGUGUAAUGAAACAUUACUUGUUGUCAAAAAGCGUCCCAAUUAGUACGCUUUUGAGUCAUGCAACGUGCUCGCUAAUAAUCUCCUUUUUAACCGACUUCGGUUUUUUUUUAUGUAUGUACAUCGAUCACGCUGAGCUAUUUGAUCUGAUUUACGUAAUUCGAUGCGGAAUAGAUGCCAUUUGGUCCCAUAAAUUUUUUAAAUAGUUUGGCCCACUAGUUUUCUAUCUGUUGUUAUUUAUCAUUAACAUCUUUCAAGUGCUAACAAUUUUAUUUUAUAAUUAUCUUCGCCUAUGAUUUAUGAUGUAUAUGAUAUUGAAUGUAGUUAAUUUAAUUUGAAACGAGUAUCAUUUAAACUAUAAUUUUAACUUGGUAUACAUUCCAUUUCAGUACUUAAUUAUUAGUAAGUAGCGGAUGUUUUUUUCUUAUCAAUUAUUCCAAAUGGUAUAUAUAUAGCUAGUAAAGACAUACUGUUUAUAAUUUUAUACUUUAAAAAGAUGUUACUAUAGGAGGUUAUGUUAUUUUGCAUUUCGUCUAAACUAAAACAAUUCAAAUAUUUAAUUAUUUACUUUUGAAUGUAUAAAUUUAUUGUUUCAGAGAAAAUCUUAACUGAAAUUUAGCCAUAUACACUAGAACUUAUGUCUUGCCAUGUAGGAAAUUUGUCCAAUGGUAGUUUUUAGUAAAUUAUAUUGUAGGUUUUAGUAGGAUUGUGUAAACAUUAAUGAUCGCAGAACAUCACGUAGUAAGUUUAAAUUGUACUAAUUAUUGAUAUAAAUCUUUAAAUAAAAUUCAUGUAGGUAAGUUUAAUUAAAUGGCAAUUUAAUGUCACUUUUAACGGAUUGAAUAUGUUUAUGUGCGCUACAGACUAGGUAUAGUACAAGAUUCUACUGCUCAAUUCUAUUGCUCUGUUUUUUUGAUACAACUAAUUUCAGAUCAAUGCUAUAAUAUGUUAACGAUGGGAUAAAAAAUAAUACGAAAUUGGAGUACUGCUACGAUUAUCUAUGGUAUAUGUCAACGCAAGAGAAAAGAUGGAGGGACUGUUACAAACUUUAAUACAAAAUUAAAGUUUUAUUUUUGAUAUUUACGAUAAUCCAUAGUUGUCAAUAAUAAAAGGCCGCCAGCAGAGGCAAUUUUUUUCAAUUCUUUACAUAAUAAAAUGAGGUAAACUUUAUUAAAAAACAAAGAAUUUAUAUAUAUUUUUUAAUUAAGUUAUAUUAUAAAUAUUUAUAACUAUUUUAAAGGCAACCCAUCGCUAAUACAUUAAGGACAUACUCUCUCAACAUUAAUAUAAAAUUAGUUUUAUCAAAUAAAAAACAGAUAGCUACAGAGUCGAGCAGUGGGAUCUUAGACUAGCAGGUACUAUUAAUGUUAAAAGUACAAAACUACAAAAACCAAUCCGUUAAUCCGGUUAUUUACGUGAGGAAUAUAUCUUCCAGUGCUUUUUCGGUGCUUUAACAUCACAAAAUAUUUUUUAGCAUUUUUUAUAAUUUAAUUAUAUUUUUUAGUAUCGAUAUCAUUUUAAAAGAUAGAUUAUAUUUUUUUGUCUCUAAUUUUACGUCAAAGACUUUUAUUGUUAUGUUAAUCUGAAAAUAUAAAUAUAGUUAAGAAUCCAAUAUGAAUUAAAUGAAUUUGAAUCUUCGAGUAUGUUCGUAAAGUAUUAUGUAAAGUUAAACAAAAUAAAUCUAUAAUUUUGUUUGUCACUAUUUUUUACAGUGAAAAAGUUUUUUAAUCUUAGAGAACAUAAAAUUGUUUGUAUUUUGUUAAAUUUUCGUUCGCGAACUAUUACCAUUCCAUUUUAGUCACCCAGAGACAUUUAUUAUUAUAAGUACCUACACACUGUAAUAGGAAAUGAGUUCAAUGACCGAUAUUCUUUAGGCUCGGCGUCAGUUACAAAAUGUAUUUUUUUUUCUUUCUGUUUGGGUUGUGUGUAUAUUUGGUAUCACAAGCAUGUCUAAUUAGCUAUUAUAUUUGUAAUUGUUUAUGUAUAAAUUUGGUGGUAAGUUAAGGUACUUUAGUCUGUAUUAUGAAUCCUAUAAGUAUCAAAGUUUAAUAUGAAAUAAAAUUGUAGAAUUUUA
Messenger RNA from Leptidea sinapis, 8551 nucleotides. RefSeq lists its product as uncharacterized. Lineage: Eukaryota; Metazoa; Arthropoda; Insecta; Lepidoptera; Pieridae. Gene Ontology annotation, molecular function: DNA-binding transcription factor activity; sequence-specific DNA binding. The transcript is spliced from 21 exons. Gene Ontology annotation, cellular component: nucleus; endoplasmic reticulum membrane. Gene Ontology annotation, biological process: protein autoprocessing; positive regulation of DNA-templated transcription. Bases 277 to 3741 code for a protein of 1154 amino acids. The record is from RefSeq and is a predicted model, not a curated record.